UUGUAUAAAAGCUCUGCUUCGCAUUUGUCGGCAUUCAUUCAACGAGUGGAAAUCAUCCCGACUAAACCACAAUGGCAGCUAAGUUCGUCGUAGUGCUCGCUUUGGUGGCCGUGGCCCACAGCUCUGUGGUGCCAGUGGUGCCAGUCGCGAAAGCAGACGACUACACAAGCUUCGCUUACGACGUCGCCGACCCCAACACAGGGGACUACAAGAGCCAGGUCGAGACCCGUGUCGGUGGAACUGUCAAGGGCCAGUACUCGCUCCUCGAUGCUGACGGCACCAAGCGCACGGUUGACUACGCCGCCGAUGACGUCAACGGUUUCAACGCUGUCGUCAGGAAGGACCCCGCGGUUGUGGCCACUCCUGCCGUUGUAGCGACCGCUCCUGCUGUCGUCUCCUCUGCCCGUACUGUUGUUGCUGCUGCUCCUACCGUUGUAGCUUCGGCUCCUGCCGUGGUCGCCUCCGCCCCCGCAGUAGUAGCCGCCCGCGCCUACGCUCCAUCCCUGUACGCUGGUGCCUUGUACUCCCAGAAGUACUACUCUCCCGCUGUGUACGCGGCCGGUACUCCUACCGUCGUGACCCGUAACUUGGCCGGCCCUGCCUACUACACUGCGUCCGCCCCUGUCUUCGCCCGCACUGUCGCCGGACCCACUUACGUGGCCCAAUCCCCCUACAGCUACGCAGCUUACUCUUCUCCAGUUACCUACUGGUAAAUACCUGGAAUGUUUAGGACGUAUCCAAAUACUUGGCUUGUAAAUAGUUAAUUUUGUACAUAAUCAGUGCGGUUAUAAUAAAAAAAUGAUUUCC
Messenger RNA from Papilio machaon (common yellow swallowtail), 807 nucleotides. RefSeq names its product cuticle protein 8-like. The transcript is spliced from 2 exons. Bases 72 to 713 code for a protein of 213 amino acids. The record is from RefSeq and is a predicted model, not a curated record. Lineage: Eukaryota; Metazoa; Arthropoda; Insecta; Lepidoptera; Papilionidae. Gene Ontology annotation, cellular component: extracellular matrix.